Molecule: messenger RNA, 1419 nt
Organism: Pipistrellus nathusii (Nathusius's pipistrelle)
Lineage: Eukaryota; Metazoa; Chordata; Mammalia; Chiroptera; Vespertilionidae
Source: the annotation of a GenBank genome assembly
AUGGCGUCCGCCUUCGAGCAGGUGGUGAAGAGCGUGGUGCAGGAGCUGGACCAGGGCCGGGAGCUGGUCCCCGUGGACAGCCUGCGGAGCUCCACCAGCUUCCAGCCCUACUGCCUGCUGGGCCGGAGGCCGCCCAGCUCCUGGUUCUGGGGGUCCCACUACAGGGGCAUUAACCUGUCCCUCAGAGACAUCCUGGAGCCCGGUGACCCCGAGCCAGACACCCAGCGCAUUGGCUGCUUCCAAUUCCAAGACGCGGUGGACGGGCAGCUGCAGGGCCACGUGGAGCUGUCGGCGGGCCCUGGGCAGGGCGGGUUCUCGGGCGGGGCCGCCAUGUCCGGCAGCUCCAGCGCCUCCAUGGACGUGUGCGGGCUGCAGGUGAACCCCAACAUCUGGGCAGACCUGCUCCGGGAAAGGCGCCUUCGGCAGCCGGAGCACAAGGUCCUGCAGCAGCUCCGCAGCCGCGGGGAGGACGUGUUUGUGGUGACGGAGGUGCUGCAGACGCAGAAGGAGGUGGAGGUCACUCGGACCCGCAGGCAGGAGGGCUCGGGCAGGUUUGCGGUGCCCGGAGCCACGUGCUUCCAGGGCCAGGGCCAGGGCCACCUGAGCCGGAAGAGGACCGUCACCAUCCCCAAGGGCAGCAUCCUCGCCUUCCAGGUGGCCCAGCUGGUUGUCGACGGGUCGAGCUGGGACAUCCUUCUCCAGCCUGACAGGAAGAGGAGGACCUUCCAGCCGCCCCAGAAAGCCCGGGGCACCUGGUGGGCUCCCCUUCUUCCUCCCGGGGUCCCCCAUGGGCUGGACGAGGACCGGCAGGCGCCCUCGGAGGGCUUCCCGGGGCUGCAGGCGGAGGUGCGGGCCUGGGCCCAGGACCUGGAGAGCAUGGCCAAGCCGCUGUGCCAGCAGCUGCUGGGCGCCCUGAGUCAGGUGCUGCGGGACGAGCAGGCCCUGGAAGCCCUGGAGGAGUCGCUGGAGCAGGGCCUGAGCUGCGGGCAGGUGGACACCCUGCAGGGUCCCUUCGGCAACAUCCUGGAGUGCCUGGUGCUCCGCUCCGGGGAGCUGGUGGAGGACCUGGCCAGGCCCCUCGCCUACCUGCUGGGAGCCCUGGCUGUGCUGAGCGAACCCCAGCACGUGCUGCUGGCCGAGGCACUGGAGACCGAGGCCCUGUCAGAGCCCUUCCAGCUGGUGGAGAGCCUUUUGAAGCAGACCACCCCGUGGCAGGAGUCCAUGGCCCUGUCCCUGCCCCCGGAGCUCGUGGGCAGCAGCUGGGGCCCGGAGGUGUCCACCUGGGCUCUGCUGGAGGAGUGCGGCCUAGAGCUGCAGGCGGACGCCCCCCAGGCGAGCUGGAGGCCCGAGGCCCAGGGCCCCACGUGCGCGCUCUACGCCUGCCUGGCCCUGCUGCUGAAGCUGAGCCAGCUCUGCUAG